AUGGCCAACGUCAACUAUCUUUUGUUCGAAAGCGCGGUCGGCUUCUCGCUCUUCGAGGUCGUCCACCAGGCUGACACCGUCGGCUUGGAGCUGCCCGAGGUCAAGGAUGCCAUGAAGGAUCUCGACAAGUUUGGCAAGAUGGUGAAGCUCCGCAGCUUCAACCCUUGGAACUCUGCCGCCCACGGUCUCGAGGCCAUCAACCUCAUCUCCGAGGGUAUCAUGCCCGACCAUCUCAAGAACACCCUCGAACUCAACCUCCCCCAGACCAGCGGAAAGAAGAGCAAGAUCGUCCUCGGUGUCGUCGACAAGAGGCUCGCUGGUGAGAUCAGCGGAACCUUCCCCGGUGUUCAGUGCGAGGCUGCCGAUACCUCUGAGGUCGUCGCUGCCCUCCUUCGCGGCAUCCGCACCCACGCCAGCAAGCUCCUCAAGGGUCUCCAGGACGGUGACAUCAACCGCGCCCAGCUCGGUCUUGGUCACGCCUACUCCCGCGCCAAGGUUAAGUUCUCCGUCCACAAGAACGACAACCACAUCAUCCAAGGUAUCGCUACCCUUGAUGCUCUCGACAAGGGUAUCAACUCAGGUGCUAUGCGCGUGAGGGAGUGGUACGGCUGGCAUUUCCCCGAGCUCAUCCGCAUCGUUUCCGACAACGGCACCUACGCCAAGUGCGUGAUCGCUGUCGGCAACAAGAAGACCCUCACCGACGAGUCCAUCGAUGAUCUCGCCAACGUCCUUAACCAGGACGAGGACAAGGCCAAGGCCAUCAUCCAGGCCGCCAAGGUCUCCAUGGGUCAGGACAUCAGCGAUAUGGAUCUCAACAUGGUCAAGGACCUCGCGGAUAACGUUUCCAAGAUGGCCGACUUCCGCCGCAUCCUCGCCGAGUCGCUCGACAAGAAGAUGGGCGAGGUCGCUCCUAACCUGCAGGUCAUCCUCGGCACCCCCGUCGCCGCCCGCCUCAUCUCCCACGCCGGCUCCCUUACCAACCUCGCCAAGUACCCCGCCUCGACCCUCCAGAUUCUCGGUGCCGAGAAGGCCCUCUUCCGCGCUCUCAAGACCAAGGGCGCUACCCCCAAGUACGGUCUCCUGUACCAGAGCACCUUCAUCGGCCGUGCCGGUCCCAAGGUCAAGGGCCGCAUCUCCCGCUACCUCGCCAACAAGUGCUCCAUCGCCUCGCGUAUCGACAACUUCUCCGAGAACCCCCUCGCCGCUUUGCGUCUGGAGUGGUACGCUAAGGGCAUCAAGCCCAUGAAGAACACCGAGGCCAUGGACAAGGCCAUCAAGCUCGUCAUGGACGACGAGGGUGACAUGGACAUUGACACGGAGAUGCUCGACACCAAGACCGCCGCCCACACCGUCUCUUCCGAGUCCAAGAAGGACAAGUCUGAGAAGAAGGACAAGAAGGAGAAGAAGGACAAGAAGAAGGACAAGGAGGAGAAGAAGGACAAGAAGGACAAGAAGAGGAAAGCGACCAGCGAAGACGUCGAGAUGGUAGACGCCCCCGACGCUGCGGAACCCGAGAAGAAGAAGAAGAAGAAGUCGAAGAAGUCUGAGUAA
This is a messenger RNA of Sordaria macrospora k-hell, 1551 nucleotides long. The record is from RefSeq and is a predicted model, not a curated record. Lineage: Eukaryota; Fungi; Ascomycota; Sordariomycetes; Sordariales; Sordariaceae.